ACCACGACUUAAUGCACGACUUGAGACACGACAGGAGGCACCGUCAGUACCCGUUGUUCAGUAGCAGCACGAGGGACUUCACUUGGAUCCAUGGCUGUGGUCACGUUCGAGCUGCUGGUGGUCACGUUCGAGCUGCUGGUGGUCGUGCUGACUGGGACUCUGCUGCAGGGUCCAAUCCCGGAAUGGGAUGUGAUCGAUGGAAAUCAACUUCUUAAUUUCUACGAGGAGGGGCAGUUGUCUGGACCGCAAAGUUUGACCUCGACAGAUGACAUCAGUGACUCUGAUGAUGCAUUUCCUGAUGUUGAAGGUGCUGCCACCAGUGAAAACUACAACCCUCUUGCCGACCAUGUAUUCCAGGUGCAAUUCGAAGAUUCCCCUCCAAGAAGCUUGGGCCGCGGUACCACUAGUGAAUUUGAAGCUUCCCCUCCAAAAGACUGGGACAGCUUUGGCGGUGGUGACUUUGUAGAUGUCCCUCCAAGAAGCUUGGACAGCGGCACCAAUAAUGCAUUUGUAGAUUCCUCUUCAAACGACUGGGCCAGCGCUGACGACGACGACGAAGAUAAUGAUGACUUUGUAGCUCCACCUCCAAGGAGCUGGGCCAGCAGUACCAUUCCUAGUUUUUCUGGGUUAACUGUAGUUUGUUGUAAAGUUGGCUUUGCGAUAACUCUGACCGGUUCACUAAGUGAAGUCAAAAUUUUGGGCCCAAUGGAAAUGCUGUCUGUCAUGGAUGCUCCAGAGUCUUGUGGUUAUGGAGUGAAUGCUCUCAAGAACACCUUUACUGUGCCCUUCACUGGGUGCCAUGUGAAACAUACUGAUGGCUACAGCCUGCAGUUGUUGUUUGCCGAUGACUUUGGUCAAACACAAUUUGCUACUGCGUUCUGUAAGGAAACUUUACAGUUAAGACAUAGCUUCAGUAGCCAACCCAAAAUUUGCCACACUCCAGCACCUGUAACCCCAGCAUUAAAUUGUGCUGUCGCCUCCGGGGAGAGGGUGACUUGUGGAGCCUCAGGACUAUCUUCCUCAGACUGUCGGAAGAUGGGCUGCUGUGUAGAUUAUCAUGUCUGCUACUACCCGCUGGAUGAGUGCACUGGAGAUAAAUACUUUGUUUUUGCCAUUCGCUCAAACUCUGUGUCCACCACUCUGGACCCUACCAAUCUUGUUAUUCCUGGGAAUCCAAGUUGUACACCAGCCAUUAUGAAUGCCGAAGUCGCCAUCUUUAAGUUCAGAGUUACAGAAUGCGGAACUCGUUCUUAUAACGUUGGUGAGACGACAGUCUACCUUGCCGAAGUGCAGACAGUUGUCAAAGCUUUGAAUCUCAAGUAUGGUGUAAUUAUUAGAUCUGAUCCAAUCAGGUUUAUGAUUGAAUGCCGCUACAGCAAAACAGGCCCUGCUCAACAGUCAUUUGCCAGUGCUGGCUACAUAGUCGUGACCCCGAGUUCCAGCUUGCCAACUUACGUCACUGCCACUGGCUUGUAUAGUGUUGAAUUGAGAAUUGCUAAAGAUGUGACUUAUUCAAGUUACUUUGCUUCAACCAGUCUGCCUUUGCGACUGCUACUCGGCAAGCCGGUGUAUCUUGAACUGUACCUGAAGUCUCCAAAACCAGAUGCAGUAAUUAUUGUCAACUACUGUGUAGCUUACCCUCGCUCUGCAAGAAACGCUCUGGUGCUUGUUUAUGAAGGGUGUGCCAAUCCUUUUGACUCCAAUGUGUCCAUCCUUAAAGUCAGUGGCUCUACCACAAAUCGUAACCGGAGGCGCUUCAUGGUCCUGGCCUUCCAGUUUAUGAAUCAAAACACAAACCAGUUCCUUGAUGAAGAAAUCUACUUUAUGUGCUCCACUGAAGUUUGCAGGACAGCAGAAAAGACUUGUGCAGAACGUUGCUUUGAUGGAAAGGCACCAUAAGGAUUUGCAACUGGAGACCUUACAGUGGAUGAUGAAUGCAAAAAACAAAUUAAAGUUUUAUAUAAUUUAUAA
Molecule: messenger RNA, 1971 nt
Organism: Anoplopoma fimbria (sablefish)
Lineage: Eukaryota; Metazoa; Chordata; Actinopteri; Perciformes; Anoplopomatidae
Product: zona pellucida sperm-binding protein 4-like
Exons: 12
Coding region: 91-1899 (602 amino acids)
Biological process (GO): binding of sperm to zona pellucida; prevention of polyspermy
Cellular component (GO): egg coat
Molecular function (GO): structural constituent of egg coat; acrosin binding
Source: RefSeq, a predicted model, not a curated record